AGUUAAAUGAAAAAACUAUAAAUCCAAAAAACACCAAUCACCAGUUUUUGAUCUCCCAUUAUUCGCUUCUCUGUUCGUUUUGCCCCCACCAAUUUUUUUAGAUUCUAUUAAUUUACAGUUUUUUCUUCAUUCUUUUUGGUUUUUUAGUUUCAAUACUUGAAAACAUCGACGUUUGAGCUUCCCAGUCUUAGAACAGAAAAAACCUAAACCUAAAAAAGAACAAAACGACAAAAUAAAAAUAAAGAUACAAAUCUUUGGGAGCUUUUUUUUUUCCUUUGUGCAUGGCGUUACAAAUCGAGUCCAUAGCUACGAGUGAUUCAAUUCGUUUUAUUCUUCAGAUGACAAUAUAUUCACUUUGUACACGUUUGAUUCUCUAGUUUGUGAAUCUGCUUACUAUUGAAGGAUUUGUUGUCCGCAACCGGGUCUCGUGCAGAAUUACUACAAGGAAUAAAGAUCUUAUGAUACAUUUGAUCUGCCAUUGAAGAAAACGUUUCGAGUCAUCUUACUAGGCAGGACAGAUGGAUGAAAAUAAUGAGGCAAAGUUAACCGGAAUCAGGCAAGUCGUAAGGCUUAAGGAGAUUUUGCAGAAAUGGCAAACCGUAACUAUAGGGUCCAAGUCAGAUGUUCCACCAUUGGCAGCUGGAAAGCAAGCGGCGGCAAUGAUUUCACCGGCGAUCAACAAGAGGCUAUUAGCUGUCAAGAACUGUGACUCGGAUGAGGAAAAUUGCCAAAGCCCUGAGCCUCCGGUUGAUGUUCCCAGAGGGUAUCUUGCGGUUUAUGUUGGACCCGAGCUAAGGAGGUUUAUCAUACCAACAAGCUAUCUCGGCCACUCUUUGUUCAAGGUGUUGCUCGAAAAGGCAGAGGAAGAGUUUGGGUUUGAUCAGAGUGGCGCCCUCACCAUACCUUGCGAGGUCGAGACUUUCAAGUUCUUGGUUAAAUGCAUGGAGAACAAUUCUAAAGAUCAUCACCCGGACGAUGGUUCUGCUGGAGAUGCAGUAGCAGCAAUGGAAGAGUGUACACAAAUCAAGUGAUAAAAACUGUUCAAAACAUUUCUUUUGUUUUUAUGAUUAUUCUUAUCCUUUGUUUAAUUUGUUUACCAUAUAUUGAUGGAAAUUGUAGGAAUGAUUAACUACUCUGGGGUGUAAUUGUACAUCCCUGGUUUUUAUUUCCUUCUCCAUUCUUUUUCAAGAGACGAUUUAAGUUUCUAGGACAUAUAUGUGAAAGGAUUUGGUGAUGAAAAUGUCACAAGAUUUAAUAAAACAUAACCUCUUGUAUAAAAAUGUGUUAAU
Messenger RNA from Brassica napus (rape), 1289 nucleotides. Its product is annotated as auxin-responsive protein SAUR50-like. Gene Ontology annotation, biological process: response to auxin. The transcript has 4 exons. Lineage: Eukaryota; Viridiplantae; Streptophyta; Magnoliopsida; Brassicales; Brassicaceae. The record is from RefSeq and is a predicted model, not a curated record. The coding region runs from base 519 to 1031 and encodes 170 amino acids.